GAGCGCCACUUGAUGAAGUAACCCUUGAAACAUAUUUCUACACAGACAGCUGUACAGCAUGGAGGUUUGUGCCUGCUCAUGGUGACUGUGCAGUGACCCGGAAGACCAGUUUUAACAUUAACUUUGACUUGCGGAACACACAGCGGAGCAGACACACCGCUUCCUGCAGCCUGCAGCCCCGCACAGGAGCCACCAAAUCUCCGCUCCGUCUGCACUGCCGCUGAUCUCCACGGACUCCACCGACCAUGAACAUCUCAUUUGCAGACAAACGAGCUCUGGUCACGGGAGCAGGAAAAGGGAUCGGCAGGGCCACGGCUCUCGCUCUGGCACACUGUGGGGCAAAGGUCACGGCGGUCACACGCACGCAGGCUGACCUCGACAGUCUGGUGCAGGAGUGUACGUCCAUCACUCCAGUGUGUGUGGACUUGGCAGACUGGGGGGCCACAGAGGCGGCCCUGCAGGACAUCGGCCCCAUCAAUCUGCUGGUGAAUAAUGCUGCCUGUGCCAAUCUGCAGCCGUUUCUGGAGGUCACACCCGACCAGUUUGACCAGUCAUUCAAUGUGAAUGUGAAAGCUGUGCUGCAUGUCUCCCAGAUCGUGGCUCGUGGUAUGAAGGCCAGAGGAUCAGGAGGCUCCAUCGUCAAUGUGUCAAGCCAGGCGUCCCAGUGCGCCCUCAGAGAUCACACCAUCUACUGUGCCACUAAAGCAGCCAUGGACAUGCUGACUAAAGUGAUGGCUCUGGAGCUUGGACCCCACAAGAUCCGUGUGAACGCUGUGAAUCCCACAGUGGUGAUGACUGAGAUGGGUCGCCUUGGCUGGAGCGACCCUGAAAAAGCCAAAAGCAUGAUGUCUCGCAUCCCUCUGGGCCGCUUUGCAGAGGUGGAAGACGUGGUGAACAGUAUUUUGUUCCUGCUGAGUGAUAAGAGCAACAUGACUAACGGAGCCACGCUGCCGGUGGAUGGAGGUUUCCUGGCCUGCUGACCAACAUGAGCCCCGUCUGAGUUAACGGUCCAAAUGGAGGUCAAUUUUAGUCCGUAAAUAAACUCAACCAACCUCUGA
Molecule: messenger RNA, 1058 nt
Organism: Plectropomus leopardus (leopard coralgrouper)
Lineage: Eukaryota; Metazoa; Chordata; Actinopteri; Perciformes; Serranidae
Gene: dcxr
Product: dicarbonyl/L-xylulose reductase
Biological process (GO): xylulose metabolic process; glucose metabolic process
Molecular function (GO): carbonyl reductase (NADPH) activity; L-xylulose reductase (NADPH) activity
Source: RefSeq, a predicted model, not a curated record